Pediculus humanus corporis (human body louse) is the source of this 2553-nucleotide messenger RNA. Its product is annotated as protein pigeon, putative. The record is from RefSeq and is a predicted model, not a curated record. Gene Ontology annotation, biological process: positive regulation of amyloid-beta formation. Gene Ontology annotation, cellular component: trans-Golgi network. The transcript is spliced from 15 exons. NCBI's taxonomy places the organism in Eukaryota, Metazoa, Arthropoda, Insecta, Psocodea, Pediculidae. The coding region runs from base 1 to 2553 and encodes 850 amino acids.
AUGGAUGAUUUGAAAGAAUGGAAACUUUUAGGACAAGAAAUAAAAGGACAAUUAAUUGUUUUGUGUAAAUUAAAUGAAAAUAUAAAUAUUAUUCAAGCUUCGGUUAAUAAAAGUUGUUCAUUGGUGUCAUUAAUUGUUAAAAAGAAAAAUGAAGAAAAUCAAGAUGGGACUGAAUACUAUGAACAUUUCAUCGCCCAAGUCAUAAAAAAUGACAAAGAAGAACCUAUUCUUCAAAAAUUAAUUGAUUUAGAAUGUCUCGGCUUGAAACGAAAGCAACAAAUAAUGACUAAUUUUUUAAAAACAAAAUCUAAAGAUGUUUCUAAACUUUUAAUAUUCAUACAUCUUGAAUGUAUAUCAUUGUACAAAUUGACCAAAGAAAAUCCUGAAAAAUUAUUGAUUGUUCAAAUCGAUGAGAUAACAAAGUCUUUCAUGUGGGCACAAUGGGACUGUGAAAUUCAGUCAUUGUAUUUUAUACAUUUUCGAAAAACAUCACUUUCUGUUGAAGGUGAUGAUUUGUUAAAACAAGAAACAACACCAACUUUGAGUUGUCUUCAGUUUCACGAAGAUCUUCCUCACGAAACCGUGUUGAACAUACCUUUGAAUUUACCAAACAUUUCGAGCACGAAGGACAUGGGUUGCAGAAUAUACGAAGACGAUCCAUUGCCAUUAAGAAUUCACGAUUGUUCUCUUGAUUUAAUUGUCGUGUCUGAUCCAUCAGGUACAAUAUGUAUUUGCCAUCAUUAUUUGUAUCAGGCACAUAGUCCUAAAUCGGAAGCGACGGUUCAUUUUGCCUACUCCGUUACUCUUUUACAUCAUGGAUGCGUAAUUCACAGUGUUGUUCCUGGAGUACCCUGGAGCCAAGCAAAAACAAUGAAACCAGUGUUUGCAUUUCUAGGAAGUCAAUAUUUGGUUGUUUACGUCGCAGGGUUGUUUACUCAUUUAUUAGAUAUCGGUUUGGCACACGAACCAUUUUGCCACAUCCUCAUGAACGGGGUGUUGUCAAUGGUACCUCAAAGUGCUUCACGAUUGGUAACCAUCAAAGGUGAAUUCACGGAGUCCACAGUAUUUGAAGACGAUACGGAAUUAUUACCAACAAUAAUGAUUGAUCUCAACACGAUGGAUUUAUUAGAAUUUGAAAUAGAUGUCGAAGAUUUAAUGACUAGUUUAUCAACAAUUGAAUCAAUGAAUAAUAGAUUAUCUAUUUUACAUUAUUUAUUAAUUCAUGCAGUUGAUUUUGAAAGAGUGGAAGAAGCAUUAAUGAUUUUGAUAAAACAACCGACUGAUAUUAAUACUCCUAAAUUUUUACAAGAAAUUCUUAUUGGAGGAGCUUAUUCCUUGGCGAAAAAAAAAUUUUCUUCUGAAUUCAAUCACCUCCUUAACCUUUUACCCAUGACUUGCAUUGAACUGAAAAGACAAACCGAAACCAAGUUAAGUAAAGUUUCUUGUACGAUUACUCAAGAAAUACUUUGGAAUACAGCAAUGAUGUUAUUAUCUCCUCGACAAAGACUGAUUCCGUUUGCGACGGAUAUAUGGAAAAAACUUUGGGAUCAAUUAAUAAAAUUAAUGGAGACGCCCAGAUUCAAACCUUGUCAAGUAGCUGAUAAACUUCUCAUGUCUCUAGAAUGCUAUCAGCCAGAAGCAUUAUCAACGUGCACGACACCAAUUUCUUCGGGAAUAAGCCUUUUAGAUCAUUAUUCAGAUCUUUCUGAUGCCAAUCAAAAAUCAAAAUGCAUUGAAACUAAUAUGAAAAUUUUUCUUCCCUUCACGGAAACGGAAAGUUGCACGGCCAGUAAACAAGAACACGUUAUUUCAAUAAAUUUAAGAGAAAUAAGUUUACAUUUAUUAAAAAAUAAUCUUCACGAACAUCCUGCUAACGUCAACCCUGUAGCAACUAGUUAUGUAACAGCUCAAUUAGAAAUAUCAAAAUUAUUAUGUCACCUGUUAGGAAAAAUGUCUGGAAUCGAAGAUGAUAUGUGUUCAGAAAAAGGAUUUUCAUUAAUAAAAAAAAUGACUUCAAAACAAAGAAUUAUACUAUUUUCUUAUUAUCAAAGAUAUUACAAUGCUGCUGACACUUUGGCUUAUCCAUUACCAAGAGGUUUUACAUCCUUUUUUUGUUAUUUGGGUUUUACUUCUCUUUCUUAUCAGUAUUUUUUAAUGUAUUUAAAAAAUAAUGUAUUUGAAUUACAAAUCGACGUAAUGAAGGAAAUAAUGCAAGACAUUGAAGAUACCGAGGAAGGUGUAAAUAAAAAAUUACAAUUAUUAUUAUUAUUGCCAAGAUCCAGAGCUAAAAGACUUUUGCAUAAUUGGUCUCAUGGUGUUAGCUUAAUGAUAAGAGCUCGAGAACACGCAUUAAAUAUAUUAACAGGAGUUCAAAGUUCACGUACGAAAGGUUUUUCUCAUUCUCAUCAAUUAACAAUGAAAAAUUCAAAAGGAUUGGCUGCAUUUCCAUCUGCCGAUGCUAGCCUAACAGAUUUGGAUUUUAAUUUAUUAAUUGAUGCCACCAUAGCAUCAACACAAAAUAUAUUUUCAGAAAAUGAUUCACAAAAAGAAUAA